AUGCCCGAACAGUUGACUUUGUACCUUAACAAGCUCUCGCCCUAUAGCCAGAGGGUCGAAAUGGCUCUUAUCGAAGCUAGUGCACCCUACAAGACGUACGAAGUCGAUCUCUGGAACAAACCAGAGUGGUUCGCUGGUAAAGUGAACCCCAUCGGCCAGGUGCCCGCUGUGACAUACGGGGGACCCGAUAUCGAUCCCGAGAAUCCAUCACCCCUUUCCGCUAAAAUUGCAGAAUCGAAUGUCAUCCUCGAGUUCGUGGCGGACCUGUAUCCAGACUCUGGCCUCCUGCCGAAGGAUCCUGUCCUGCGUGCCAAGGUCCGUUUCUUCAUCAAUGCGACUACGAAACUCGAGGGUCCGCUUCAAGCCUUCAUCCGAGGGCAAGAGUCAUAUGAGCACAUCCUGAAGGAGAUUGAAUUUAUCCAAGGACUUCUCGAAGAUGGUAAAGAUUUCGCGGUUGGAGAUCAUUACACCAUUGCAGAUGUGUCCAUCACUCCGUACCUCGCAAGGCUCAAGGUCAUCAUCGAAAAUGACACAGGUAGAUACUCACACCUGUUCGCCAAAUUUACGACAUACGUCGAGCUAAUGCUGGAGCGUCCGAGCUUGAAACAAACCAAUGACGAAAAGACUUUCGCGGAGCGUGUACAGUGA
Messenger RNA from Suillus paluster, 648 nucleotides. RefSeq lists its product as uncharacterized. Lineage: Eukaryota; Fungi; Basidiomycota; Agaricomycetes; Boletales; Suillaceae. The record is from RefSeq and is a predicted model, not a curated record. The transcript has 6 exons. The coding region runs from base 1 to 648 and encodes 215 amino acids. Gene Ontology annotation, cellular component: cytoplasm.